Molecule: messenger RNA, 192 nt
Organism: Micromonas pusilla CCMP1545
Lineage: Eukaryota; Viridiplantae; Chlorophyta; Mamiellophyceae; Mamiellales; Mamiellaceae
Exons: 1
Biological process (GO): phosphatidylinositol phosphate biosynthetic process
Cellular component (GO): endosome membrane
Molecular function (GO): metal ion binding; 1-phosphatidylinositol-3-phosphate 5-kinase activity
Source: RefSeq, a predicted model, not a curated record
CCGCGGUUCUGGAUCGACGAGCGCGCGUGCAAGAGCUGCUACGAGUGCGACCGGCGAUUCGGGCCCACCGCUCGCAAGCAUCAUUGUCGCGCGUGCGGCAGAGUCUUCUGCGCGAGGUGCUCCUCGAACGCGCUCCCGCCGGAUCGGGACCCGGACGGCGCGCCCGCGCGCGUGUGCGGCGUGUGUUACGAC